This is a messenger RNA of Osmia bicornis bicornis, 2045 nucleotides long. RefSeq names its product electron transfer flavoprotein-ubiquinone oxidoreductase, mitochondrial (gene Etf-QO). Bases 131 to 1951 code for a protein of 606 amino acids. The record is from RefSeq and is a predicted model, not a curated record. Gene Ontology annotation, biological process: electron transport chain. Gene Ontology annotation, cellular component: mitochondrial inner membrane. NCBI's taxonomy places the organism in Eukaryota, Metazoa, Arthropoda, Insecta, Hymenoptera, Megachilidae. Gene Ontology annotation, molecular function: iron-sulfur cluster binding; electron-transferring-flavoprotein dehydrogenase activity. The transcript has 8 exons.
CACAAUAAUGAACUCAGUUUUGACGGAUGAUUUUGGAUUAUACUUACAGCAACAGCUGGGCGUGAUUAUCGUAAUAUAGAUGACCGGUACUAUUAUCUGGAUCAUAGUUCAUUUAUUGUAAUGUGCAACUAUGGCUCGAGUGAUAUUUAAUACAUCAAACAACCUACAGAAAUUGAAAUGGACUUUUCAAAGAGCCUAUUCACAAGAAAAGUUUCCAAAAAUCACAACUCAUUACACUAUUGUACCCAGGGAAACAGAUCCAAGAUGGAAAGGUAUGAACAUGGAAAGAUAUGUAGAUGAAACUGAUAUUUUAAUUGUGGGAGCUGGUCCAGCUGGGCUAUCUGCUGCAAUCCAAGCACGUAAAUUAGCAGAAAAGCAUGGAAAAGAACUCAGAGUUACAGUCGUUGAAAAGGCUGCUACUAUUGGUGGUCAUAUCCUUAGUGGAGCUUGUAUAGACCCUAUUGCUUUGAAUGAAUUAAUUCCAAAUUGGAAGGAAUUGGGUGCACCAUUAAAAACUCCUGUUACAAAAGAUAAAUUUGCAUUUCUCACUGAAAAAGGCAGAAUAUCAGUACCUAUUUUGAAAGGAAUGCCAAUGCAUAAUCAUGGAAAUUAUAUUGUUAGAUUAGGUCACGUUGUAACUUGGCUUGGAGAACAAGCAGAAGCUGCAGGAGUAGAAUUAUAUCCUGGAUAUGCUGCAGCAGAAGUACUUUAUCAUGAGGAUGGAUCUGUUAAGGGAAUUGCUACAAAUGAUGUUGGUAUUGCUAAGGAUGGUUCUCCAAAGGAAACCUUUGAACGUGGAAUGGAACUGCAUGCAAAAUGUACGAUUUUUGCAGAAGGAUGCCAUGGUCACCUUACAAAACAAGUAUCAAAGAAACUAAAUCUUAGAAAGGAUUGCGAACCUCAAACUUAUGGCAUAGGAUUGAAAGAGAUCUGGGAAAUUAGUCCGGAGAAACAUGCGCCUGGAACUAUCGAGCAUACUGUUGGCUGGCCACUGAAAAAAGAUACUUAUGGCGGUUCCUUUUUGUAUCACCUCAACGAAGAUACACCUCUUAUAGCCAUUGGUUUUGUUAUUGGCUUAGAUUAUGCUAACCCUUACUUACAUCCAUUUAAAGAAUUUCAAAGAUUUAAACAUCAUCCAAGUAUUAGAUCGGUACUCGAAGGAGGAAAGAGAAUUGCGUAUGGGGCAAGAGCAUUAGUAGAAGGUGGUUUUCAAUCUAUUCCUAAACUUCAGUUUCCUGGCGGCUGCCUUAUUGGUUGUACGGCGGGAUUUCUUAACGUUCCCAAAAUUAAAGGAACGCAUAAUGCCAUGAAAAGUGGAAUGCUUGCAGCAGAAAGUGUAAUUGAAUCUAUUAUAGACGCGGAAAAUAAUCCCUCACCGACAAAAGGUUUAGAACCAAAAACUUAUACUGAAAAAGUCAAGAAUAGUUGGAUUUAUAAGGAAUUAAAAGCUGUAAGAAAUAUAAGACCAAGUUUUCACACGAGUCUUGGUCUUUACGGUGGUUUGUUAUAUUCUGGAUUUUCGAUGUUAGUUGGUGGACGAGAGCCAUGGACCUUCUCUCACGGGGGUCUCGAUUGCAAAAGAUUAAAACCAGCUGCUGAGUGUACACCAAUUGAGUAUCCAAAACCAGAUAAUGUAAUAUCUUUUGAUUUACUAUCUUCUGUGGCUCUCACUGGUACAAAUCAUGAAGAUGAUCAACCUCCUCAUCUUACCUUGGCAGAUGAUACUAUACCAGUGAAAAGAAAUUUAGAAAUAUUUGCUGGACCAGAAAGUCGAUUUUGUCCUGCAGGUGUAUAUGAAUUCGUACCACUAGAAUCUGGAGAUGGAGAACGGCUACAAAUCAACGCUCAAAAUUGUAUUCAUUGCAAAACGUGUGACAUUAAGGAUCCAAGUCAAAAUAUUAACUGGGUUGUACCGGAAGGUGGGGGUGGUCCAGCUUAUAACGGAAUGUAAAUAACACUUACAUAGUCAAUUGUUAUAGUUUGUAUGAUCUUAUAUGCGCAAACUAUAUUUUUUUACGGUAAAUAAAACUAAAUCGUAACAGAUA